CUCUUUUGCCUUCGAUCAAUCUCUCUCUCUCUCUGUGAUCCCAGCUCAAGUUUCCAGUACAUGAUCAUGGGAUAUCAGAAGCCAGCUUGGUUGGAAGCUCUGUACACUCAGAAGUUCUUUGUGGGAUGUUCAUAUCAUGAAAACUCAAAGAAGAAUGAGAAGAACAUAUGCUGUUUGGAUUGUUGCACUAGUAUCUGUCCUCACUGCUUGCCUUCUCAUCGCUUCCACAGGCUUCUCCAGGUUCGUCGUUAUGUUUAUCAUGACGUUGUCAGAUUGGAAGAUCUUCAGAAACUCAUAGACUGCUCCAAUGUUCAGGCCUACACCAUCAAUAGUGCUAAGGUGGUGUUCAUCAAGAAGAGACCUCAAAACAGGCAAUUCAAGGGCUCAGGAAACUACUGUACUUCCUGUGAUAGAAGCCUCCAAGAACCCUUCAUCCAUUGUUCCCUCAGUUGUAAGGUGGAUUUUGUGCUGAAACACUACAAGGAUCUGUCACCAUACUUGAGGACGUGCAAUUCAUUACAGCUGAGUCCAGAUUUUCUGAUGCCACAAGACAUGACGAUGGCGAUGGGGGACGAAGACAUGAUCACCAACGAGACGCCUCGUUCGACCAUCGUCGACGGCGACGAGCCGAUGAGCUCCUGCACUUCGGCAUCCUCUGGUUCUGACAAUAACGCCGCCGUGAGCGCCAUGGCCUGCACUGAGAUCGUGAGGAAGAAGAGAAGUGCCUGGAACGUGUGUGCGAGGCUCAUGGCGGCGACCCAUAACAAAGUCUCCGACGAAGACAUGGCCACUAGCUUCAGCAGAAGAAAAGGCAUCCCCCAUAGAUCUCCUCUCUGUUAGAUAAUUCAUCAUCGUCAUCCCAGAAAACUUAAACAAGAAGAAGAACAACAACAAAAAGAAAAGCCAGAAAAAAAACCCUACUACUACUACCUACAAAUUUUCUCUCUUGUUUUUUCCUUUAGCCCCGUCAAAAUUAUGAUAUUUUGACUGAAUUAUUCAAAGUUCUCUCUCUCUCUUCUAUGGGUUCUCUCUCGAAAUUGAAGAUUUUGGGGUUUAAUUAACUAAUCACUUGGUCGGGGGUUUUGUCUUAAAGGCAUCACGUGAUUCCCAAUUCCGAGUUAUGGUCUGUACAAUUUUCUAAUGCUCUCUCCUUUUUAUUUCUAUUUUUUUG
Neltuma alba is the source of this 1171-nucleotide messenger RNA. RefSeq lists its product as uncharacterized. The transcript has 4 exons. The record is from RefSeq and is a predicted model, not a curated record. The coding region runs from base 61 to 840 and encodes 259 amino acids. Lineage: Eukaryota; Viridiplantae; Streptophyta; Magnoliopsida; Fabales; Fabaceae.